AAACUCGAUGGUAGAUUUGGAUACUAUGUUCAAUAAUUAUAACAUAUAGUUCAAGUAUUCUAAUUUAUAUUUGAAAAAUUCUUAGGUAAAGGAUUCAAAUUGAAAUUCUCAAGUUAUCUCGAGAAUAAUUAUUAAAAAUAUAUGCCUCAAGUCCAAUAUUCUCAAUUCCAUAUGGCACUCUUAGUGAAUUAUUGAUUACUGGAGAAUUAUUGAAAAAAAAUUUUAAAGAAGGAAGAGAAGUCUACAUUUUUGAUUGGUUAGAUGGCACAAUCAAAAAAAUUAAUUACAAACAUAAUAUCUAGAAUAUUAUUACUUUCUCAUAUUCAAAAAAAUUACAAUUAUUCAGCUCCUGAAAUUCUAUAAGCUGUUUAAGAUAUUGAAGGUGAUUUCUUGAUUGGCAACUAUUGUACAAUUCAUUA
Paramecium octaurelia is the source of this 419-nucleotide messenger RNA. The record is from the annotation of a GenBank genome assembly. Lineage: Eukaryota; Ciliophora; Oligohymenophorea; Peniculida; Parameciidae.